Messenger RNA from Mesocricetus auratus (golden hamster), 4230 nucleotides. RefSeq names its product zinc finger protein 12 (gene Znf12). Gene Ontology annotation, molecular function: DNA-binding transcription activator activity, RNA polymerase II-specific; RNA polymerase II cis-regulatory region sequence-specific DNA binding. The record is from RefSeq and is a predicted model, not a curated record. Gene Ontology annotation, cellular component: nucleus. The transcript has 5 exons. Gene Ontology annotation, biological process: regulation of transcription by RNA polymerase II. NCBI's taxonomy places the organism in Eukaryota, Metazoa, Chordata, Mammalia, Rodentia, Cricetidae. The coding region runs from base 294 to 2381 and encodes 695 amino acids.
CACUGAGCCGCCCUGGCUUCCUGCGGUCUGUGUUUCUGCACUUGCUCCCGCAGCUUUGGCUUGCGCGAGCUGCAGUCUCGGACCCUGCGGGGCCGAGGUCGGAGCGUUCGGGUCCGCAGCGGGCGCACACGGCUGUGCAGGCCGGAGAGGCCGAGGGCCGGGUUGACAGGGGCGUCAAGACCCGGGCCCGGCGUGGCCUCCUAGGUGAGGCCUGAGGAUGCAGAUCCAGGCCUUGGGAGGGAGGCUGGACCUGACUCUAGUACUUCUCCAGACUUUUCCUUCAGCAGUGGAAGAUGAAUACAUCCUUGGGCCCACUGUCAUUCAAGGAUGUGGCUGUGGCCUUCACCCAGGAGGAGUGGCGGCAGCUGGGCUCUGAGGAGAAGACGACGUACAGGGAUGUGAUGCUGGAGAACUACAGCAACCUCGUCUCCGUGGGGUACCACAUUAUCAAACCGGAUGUUAUCAUCAAGCUGGAACAAGGAGAAGAGCCAUGGAUAGUAGAAGGAGCAUUCUCACCUCAGAGCUAUCCAGAUGAAAUCUGGCAAGCAAAUGACCUGAUGGAGAAAGCCCAGGGACAUGAAAAGAAGCAAUUGAGGUCAGCUGUGUUCAGCUACAAAAGCAUGGUGGAAAAGACAGGUGAUGUUACUAGUAAAGCCAUUACUGUAGAAACAACACUUGUUCCUUCAAGAACAGUCAUACCUACGUGUGACUCCUGUGAAAAGAGCUUAACAUGCAUCUCUGAAUUCAUUAGUAGUGAUGGAAGCUAUGCAAAAAUGAAACCCAAUGUAUGUGCUGGGUGUGGGAAAUCACUCCUCCACAUUAAGCCUGAGAAAACACAUCCAGGAGAUGAUUCUAACGAAUUUAGUCAGAAUGAAGAUGAUUACACUCUGAGUGAAGAAAAUAUUUAUCAGAAAAUUCAUAUUUUGGAGAAGCCCUUUGAAUAUGUUGAGUGCCAGGAAUCCUUCCCAAAGAACACAGUUUUUGUUAAUCCCAUGGAGGAGAAGCCCUAUGCUUGGAAUGAAUCUGAAAUAGCUUUGCUCCAGAUGUCAGAACUCAGUGCCCACCCAAGUUCUCACAUGGAGAUGAAACCCUACGAGUGCCAUGAAUGCGGGAAGUCCUUCUGUAAAAAGUCCAAAUUCGUUAUACAUCAGAGGACUCAUACUGGAGAGAAACCUUUUAAGUGUAAUCAGUGUGGGAAAUCCUUCUGCCAGAAGGGAACCCUCACUGUGCAUCAGAGGACCCACACAGGGGAGAAGCCCUAUGAAUGUAAUGAAUGCGGGAAGAACUUCUACCAGAAGUUACACCUUAUUCAGCACCAGAGAACGCACUCAGGAGAGAAGCCCUAUGAAUGUAACUACUGUGGGAAGUCCUUUUGCCAGAAGACACACCUCACCCAGCACCAGAGAACACAUUCAGGAGAGAGGCCCUAUGUUUGUCAUGACUGUGGAAAGACUUUCUCUCAGAAGUCAGCACUUAAUGAUCACCAGAAAAUCCACACAGGUGUCAAACUCUACAAGUGCAGCGAGUGUGGGAAAUGCUUCUGCCGCAAGUCUACGCUCACAACCCACAUGAGGACGCACACAGGAGAGAAGCCCUACGAGUGCAACGAAUGUGGGAAGUUCUUCUCUCGGUUGUCAUACCUCACUGUGCAUUACAGAACCCACUCGGGAGAGAAGCCCUAUGAGUGUACAGACUGCGGGAAGACCUUCUAUCUCAACUCUGCCCUCAUGCGGCAUCAGAGAGUGCACACGGGGGAGAAACCCUAUGAAUGUAAUGAGUGUGGGAAACUAUUCUCACAGUUGUCAUACCUCACUGUGCAUCACAGAACUCAUUCAGGAGUGAAGCCCUAUGAAUGUAGUGAGUGUGGGAAAACCUUCUACCAAAAUUCGGCCCUCUGUCGGCACCGGAGAAUUCAUAGAGGGGAGAAGCCCUAUGAAUGUUACAUAUGUGGCAAGUUCUUCUCUCAGAUGUCGUACCUCACCAUACAUCACAGAAUUCAUUCGGGAGAGAAACCCUAUGAAUGCAGUGAGUGUGGGAAAACCUUCUGCCAGAAUUCAGCCCUUAACAGACAUCAGCGAACACACACAGGAGAGAAAGCCUAUGAAUGUUACGAAUGUGGAAAAUGCUUUUCUCAGAUGUCGUAUCUCACUAUUCAUCACAGGAUUCAUUCAGGAGAGAAGCCCUUUGAGUGUAACGAAUGUGGGAAAGCCUUCUCUCGGAUGUCUUACCUCACUGUGCAUUACAGAACCCACUCAGGAGAGAAGCCCUAUGAAUGUACAGACUGCGGGAAGAAGUUCUAUCACAAGUCAGCCUUCAAUAGUCAUCAGAGAAUUCACAGAAGAGGGAAUGUGAAUGUAGUUGAUGUGGGAAGGCUCCUCUAAAGGCAGACUUCAGAUGACCAUCUCAGUGCUAGAAACUCCUGCCCGGAGUGGAGCCACAUUGUACAAUUGGCCCUCAGCACCCACCGGUUCCAUAUCCAAGGAUUCAGCCAACCAGAACUACUUGAGGAAAAGGUGUUAUCUGUAUGGGAUGUGUACAGACUUUUUUCUUGUUAUUCCCUAGGAGUACAAUAUAACAACUUUCUAUUGCAUUUAUAUGAUAUUAAAUAUUAUAAUCUAAAGAUGAGUUAAAGUACACGAGGAUUGUGUAAGCUGAACACAGACAGAGCAUUUCACAUAGGGAACUAAUGAACUGCAGACUUUGGUGUCCAGGUAGUCCUGGAACCACACUCCCACAUACCAAAGGACACUUCAGAGAGCCCACACAAAUGAGCAGGACAAGUCCAUGUGACAUAGAUUCAUCUGGAAAUUUACAGAGUAGAAACCACAAUUGUGAAAAGACCACAUAACAGGAGUAAAAAUGUAUACAUAUGUUUCAGUGUGACUUCAAACUGCUUAUCAGGGAUUGACUCAACUUAAGGAAUGUGGGAAGCACACUCCUUUGGAAACUGCUAAUAAUAAAGGAUAUUUUGUAAAAAUUAAAAGAAGAUAAUCUGCUAGAAAUAAGUACCCUCUAUCCUCUAUAAGUACAGGAUAUAAAACAAGUCUAGUUACACAAGUUUGCUGUGUUAAACUGGUAAACAGUUCCCUGGGAACACAGGACUUGGGGUUUCUUUUUCUUAUUUUAGUAACUAUCACAGAAAUCUUAUGUUCAGUUUUAAUCAAGCUUGGAAAAGGGUUGUAUCCUUAGUUUGUAACAUGGUAAGUUUAUCCAUUCUAACAAAGUUCACUAUCAUAUUAUUUUCUUAAUAUGCACUGUCACCACAGUAGUAUUUGAGAGUUACGAACUAUGUUUUUCUUAUUCCUUGGAUUUUAAAAUGCAUUUGGUCAUUGUCACAGGAUUAUAUCAUCUGUAAGAAGUCUUUUAUUGUUGUUUUCAACUAUAGCAAAGAAGACAGAAAUGUAUCUAUAACAUAGGAAACUCUGAAUAGACAAUUUUUAAUUAAGCCAGAAGUCUCCAAGGACUAGAAAUAGCUGUAGCACUUACUGUACUCUGUACAACUAAGAACUAUACUUAGAAUAUCCUCAUUUCCAUCUGCUGUUUGUUCACUUAUUUUUUUAUGUAGAUGCUUAGGUGUGUCGAGCACAGGGCUGUGUAGCACUGUCUGUGUGCUAGUGUUGUUAACGUUCCUUGCUCUACCAUCACUAGGUGAGAACACACAAAUAAGGAUUGUGACAGACAUCAUCUCUUGCCUUCUAGCACUCCCUCCUUGCUCUCUGCCUGUAGUCCUGAUAAGUUUUAUUGGUAGUGAUAGUCCUUUCUGGUUACGUUGGGCCCAUACGUAAAGUAUUGGGGGGGGGUCAUCAGAGGUCAUUCCUUGAAAGGGUUUCCUUAAAGAAGCAGAACCUUGGUGAACAUCACCUUGUCUGAGGUGGUGCCUGACAAUGACUCCCAACAAUGGAUACAGUGUAACCAUGACCAUUACAGAAAGUAGAAUAAACUGAGACCUGAUGUCACAGAGCCACUAAACCAGCAUGACUUGUAGCCACUCCAUGUCUGGACUGUGUUUUUUUCCCAAGAGACUAUUUGUUUCUAAGCCAGUUGGCUUAGGAAUAUUCUGCUGGUAACAACAAGACAAUCUACCUGGUGUAGCAUUACACUUUGUAGGAGUUAUGCAAUUCAGAAGUGGACUUUUGCUAAAUCAUUUAUUUUGAUGUGUCAAUAGAGAGAUUUAUUAUCUGUAAAUUUGUAUGUAAAUAAUCUGAGCACUGAAAAUGAACUUGAAACAAA